GCAGGGGUGCAUUUAAAAUGCCAACGUUCUUGCCUGGACCCAUCCGCGUACAAAGUGUUUCCCCGCAAAUUCAGGAAUCACCGUUUCAGUAGCGCGAAUCUGACCCUGCACUGUCAAGGUCCCCCCUCGCAAAUGUCUCGUUUGCACAGACGGUGACCGAAAUCCCAAUCGAUCACUCGGGCUUAUUUUAUUACCAAAGCCACCCCCACUCAAUUCCACAGUGAUUUUUUUCCCUCCGUGUAUCUCUGUGUGUGUGCGAGUGUGCGCGCGUGCCAAAUUCUCAAUCGAGAGCCAGCAGCACGUGCUUCUCACGAUACCGCGUAAAGGCGCGCGAUUAAUUUCUACCGUUUGCAUCCCGUUUCACGUGCGCGCCGGUUGUUCAGUCGUAAGCGCGCGCUGCCCGUUCGGAUUCCAGCAGCGGGACGUCCGGUGACUGACGGAAAGCUCGUGCUACAGCAACGGAAGGUGCGCGAGACUCGGUUUGGUACCACACGCACGAUGAGUGAGCGCGCCGAAGAAGCCGCCGGCGAAGCUUCAGGAUCGCAGCCCGAGCCCGCCCCGGCCGAGCCACCGAAGAGGGGACCGGGCAGACCCAGAAAGCCGCAACAGGAACCCACAGGAGAGCCUGUCCCCAAACGGCCGAGGGGUCGCCCCAAGGGAAGCAAAAACAAGGGGCCCUCCAAAGCAGCGCAGAAGAAAGCCGAGACCACGGGGGAGAAAAGACCCAGAGGAAGACCCAGGAAAUGGCCACAACAGGCAGUCCAGGAAAAGCCCGCUCAGGAAGAAGAAGAGGAGGAGGAAGCCGAGCCAGAAGAGGACUAAGCAACCACAGGAUUUCACCUCUACCUCAUUCAGCUGUCAGCUCUCUCCAAGGGAAAAGACUGCCUUGACCACUUAUUAUUGACUUCUCACUUUCGUUUAUUUUAGUUUUUCCUCAUUCGUUUAUUUUGGUUUUGUUUCGUUAAUGAUAAACACAUACACAACACCUCAGUGUGUAACCCCCCCCAAAAAAAACAAACGCAAACAAACAUCUUGCAGAUGACAAUUGGAGCCGCCAUGCUGUUCCCACUUCAGCGUUUUAAACUGCUGUAAGCACAGUGGUGCAGGGGUUAAACACAAAAAAACAUGCUACAGCGGUUUUUCUUGCGCCACACACACUUAAAAGCACACUGAUGUUUCUACAUCGGUAAAGAAGAUACAAACCGUAUGGUUUUGUCAUUCAGAUGGUGCCUUAAAUGGAAAUUUACAAAUGUAUAUACAGUACACACACAACCCCCUCUCUUCAGAGCACCAUACCACCAAAGACAAAGUUAAAAUAGACACUCCAGAUACAGAUAGUGUACCCACUGAUGAAUUGGCUAAGCAAAUCUUGUCGUAACUCAAAAGUAAUUCCUCCAAAGACUAAAAUCCAAUGAGGUGUUAAGCACACGAGAGGAAAACUGGUGCGAUAUAGUUCCAUCUAUGAAACAAUGUUUUUAAAAUGUUUGUAAGAUAAAUAAGCUGUCGCAUGUAAUGCAGUGUUCACCAAAAUGACAGUGAGCUUUAGCAUAUUUGACUUAAAAUUCCAACCAGACUCCACCCUGUUAUGCUGCGUACACACCAAACGCGUGUCUAGGUUACUUGUGGGAUUUAAAGUUGUGUCAUACGCAGUUUUUUGCUUGAGUUGAAUACUUGCUCGAAGACGUUUUUGAGGCGAAUAGCGUGUUUUUGCGCCAUCCGCGUCAUUUGCAUAGCCCCACACGAGUUUGCGCCUAUUCGCGUCUUUGCAUUGAUUUUGAAUGUAUUCUACUCCCACAAAUCGUUGAAUUCGCAUUUGGUGUGUACGCCCUAUUAGUCACUUUAAAUAAAUAUAUUUACUAUCAUGUAAAUAAACCCAAUCGUUGGUUUAAAUUAACGUAGAAAAUGUCCAUACUUGAUCCAACCAUGCGUUGAAUCAACUCAGCAUAGGUUAAUUUAAACCAUUGUCCAUAUUUCACCCAACCGAACAGAAAAUCCAACUUGCUUUUUUGUGAAGUCUACGAUGUUACUUUUGGGUCGAACUAUCCCUUUAAAAUGGCCCGGUCCUUGGUGAUAAGUUUAAACUUGACGCUUUCUUUUAGUUUUUCCCGCAGUCGAUAAAUGGCGGGAAAAAAUGCCGCAACGCUCAACAUAUCUUUGCAAUGUUGGCUUCGCUUAAUUUACAAACGUGUACAUAAUCGUGUUUUAUUUUCGUUUACGGCAUAGCUUUAAGAACAUAACUUUUUUGACGAAUAGGGAAAGGGAAAUGUAUCAACUCAGUCUGGUUCAUGACCUAAACCUCAAUUAAUACAAAAACCACAGGAACAAAACCACGCUAUACCUCAUUACGCAAAAAAGAUACCUGAACAGCAGUGACCGUGUGAUGUCGGAAGAUCCCGUCAAAGAGUCCUAACGUAUGCGAGCACUGUCACCGAUGCAAUGUCUCCUUAACGUUUCGAAGCUACCUCUGAUUUCCACGACCAGCUCGAAAGACGCACGCUGCUAUACAGUUCUCAUAACAAAGCAGGGAAUGGCAUCGAGUGCCAAUAUCGAAAACAAACCUUGUCGUGAUGUUGUCGUAACUUGUCAUAAGGGCGGGCGGGCGAUGCUCUGCGAAAUGUUUUUUGCGAGAGUCGUAAUCGAAAUCUGAGGUCUGUUUGUAGUCAUAUGUCGAACUAAUCAUGCAGCUAAGGGAAAAAGUACUGUUUGUUUGUUCGUUCGUUGUAGUUAAAAUUUCUUUUUUUUUUUUCACUAGCGUAUAUCUGACAUUUGUAACAAGACACUCUGCCUCUACAACCGGGAUGUCUGUUUUACAUUUUUAACUUGAAUAUAUAUAUUUUGUACUGAUUUACUCAAUGGUUUCUAAAGAUCAAGUGCUUGUAUGACACUAAAUGAAAUUGUUUUGAAUUUAUUAUCUUCUCUUUGAUUUCUCCACUUUUGCUCUGAAUUUAUAGUUUUAGUUUCUUCUGAAAUAUGUACUUUUCAGAUAUGUACCUCAAAAAUGAAAAAAAAGAAAGAAAAAUGGACUAAUAAUCAGCUGACAAAUACCUACCUCCAGUCUUAAAAAUGGAUUGAUUUUCACUCGGUUUGUUUCAGUAUAUGUGCUGAAAAAACACGUUAACUGCACAAGAUCCUGUUUUACAAAAUAGUGUUCAUCCUAACUCAUAUGGGCGAGAAGACAGCUAUGAAAAGCAUUACACGAUGAAACGACAAAAAGAAACAAACAACUUGAAUCUUUCAGGUUUAAAAACAUGUUUGGGUUUUUGUAUAUUGCAUAUAUGAAUAUGUUUUUGAAAAUUAGUAGAUAUUGAGAUAUACUUGAGUAGUGAUUUUUGUGUACUUUACACAAAUGUGAUUUUCUUUUUUCCUGUUAUAUGGUUUAAACAGAUGUAUAUGUACUGCGUAUUUAGUGAAAGAAUACACCAUUUUUAACCUGUCACCAUGUUAACCAUGGUAUUCUCAACUAGGCCUGAGGUAGAAGCUAGUGGAACUGUUGGCAUGCCCCUUGAUUUUACAACGGCAUGAGCGUUUUUACAUGCGGCAGCUCGGCUUUUGCCACAAACCAUCAUUGACCGUGACUUAAACACUGUAGUGCUACUACCUAAAUGGUUACAGUUCUUGUAAAAGUGGCAUGUCAGUUAUCCGGAUAGACCGCUACAAGUUAAACCGUGGCUUGGGUAGACGGACGGCAUGUCUUUUGACAACCUCAGAGUUGGCAGUGGUUGCAUUGUAACACUGUUUCGAGAUCAGUCGACCUCAACUCUUACCAUAACUUUUACACACGACGCUUAGCGCUGCCGAUGUGCACGGCCGAUGUUUGUGUCUUUGAUGUAACGAAAGCCCCAUAGUGUUCAAAGAUUUCCUAUGCUGGUUUGAAUGUGUAUCCACACGAGCCACAGGCUUUCAACUCUGGGUGUCUUAAUGAAGAUAAAGUUAAGUAUUUUUAUGACAACACGUUCUAGUACAAUCGAAUACACUUUUCUACCUCCGAGAGGGCCUCUUGUUACCUCAUUUUUCAAACUUACUAUCUGCUUAAAAUUCAGGUGCCGGAGUCCCGAGAGAACGUCAUAAAUUUAUAUAUAUAUUAUAUAAAUAUAUAUUCAUAGUCUAUUUUUGUGUGUGGGGGAUUUUUAUAAGACUUUACCUCUAUGCCUCUCAGUCACAAGUUAGAUAAGACUGGAUGUUUGACUUUUUUAAGCGUUGUCUUACAUUAUGCAAUGUUAUGUCGUUUCUGCAGCUGUAGAGAUGGAGAAUGUCACUAUUGGUGGUUACUAUCUCAACUAUCUUCUUCACUUGAUAUAACUUGUUUUCUAACAAUAAUGUCUGUCUCACGUAGUAUUGCUGUUUGUGAUUUCACUUAAAUUUGCUUGCUUGUUUUAAAAGAAAAAAAAGGACAAAAAAGAAACAUAUUAGAAAAAAGUCCUCUUUAUACAUAUCCACCACAAUAAAAAAGA
Messenger RNA from Paramisgurnus dabryanus, 4451 nucleotides. RefSeq names its product high mobility group AT-hook 2 (gene hmga2). Gene Ontology annotation, biological process: regulation of DNA-templated transcription. Gene Ontology annotation, cellular component: nucleus; chromatin. NCBI's taxonomy places the organism in Eukaryota, Metazoa, Chordata, Actinopteri, Cypriniformes, Cobitidae. Gene Ontology annotation, molecular function: DNA binding; transcription coregulator activity. The record is from RefSeq and is a predicted model, not a curated record.